AUGUUCAACUGCCUCAAGUGUAUUACAUGUACAAGGAAAAAGCAAGAAGUUGAAGCUAGCGGUGACAGCAAAUCAGGUGCUAGUAAACUCCUAGGAGAGGGCGGUUUCGGCAAAGUCUACUCAGUCCCAGGGGGUGGGAGUAACAACACUCUGUACGCGGUGAAAGUCGCUGAGCCGCAAGACCACCGACAACUCGAAAGACUGGAGAUGGAAAUCCUGAUCCACGGCUCGUUACAACACGACAGAAUCGUGAGGAUGCUGGACUGGGUAGAGACUCCCGCCGGGCAGUUUUACAUCUGCUUGGAGUACUGUGAGAAGGGCGCUUUGUCUUCCUACGCGGCGCAGCUCAAAGAAGAAAAGAGGUACAUGGACAGUCAGCAGAUCCGUCGCAUCUUCCGACAGUUGGUAGAGGGCUGUGAGUAUCUCCACGAGCGGUGUAUCAUCCACCGUGACUUGAAACCUCAGAAUAUUUUGCUGACGAAGAGUCUGGAUGUAAAAAUCACGGAUUUCGGGCUGGCUAUCAUCAAGCCUGGUCAGGGGGCGGUCUGGGCGUCCGUGUGGGGCAGCCCUGGAUACGUGUCGCCCGAGGUUUGUCAGUUUGCUUAUUUCACAUAA
This is a messenger RNA of Branchiostoma floridae (Florida lancelet), 615 nucleotides long. Its product is annotated as serine/threonine protein kinase OSK1-like. The coding region runs from base 1 to 615 and encodes 204 amino acids. The record is from RefSeq and is a predicted model, not a curated record. The transcript has a single exon. Gene Ontology annotation, biological process: protein phosphorylation. Lineage: Eukaryota; Metazoa; Chordata; Leptocardii; Amphioxiformes; Branchiostomatidae. Gene Ontology annotation, molecular function: protein kinase activity; ATP binding.